Desarmillaria tabescens is the source of this 1854-nucleotide messenger RNA. RefSeq lists its product as uncharacterized. Lineage: Eukaryota; Fungi; Basidiomycota; Agaricomycetes; Agaricales; Physalacriaceae. The coding region runs from base 1 to 1854 and encodes 617 amino acids. The transcript is spliced from 5 exons. The record is from RefSeq and is a predicted model, not a curated record.
AUGCCCGAAACUAAGAUACUCGAUCCUUGCUUCGUUAUGAGUGUUUUACAAGACCUUAACCGGCCGACAUUGAUUUCAGUCCCUUCAUUUCUGGGCCAAACCACCGUCGAGAACGUAAAUCAUGGUCUGUAUAGCUUGCUUCUUACCCAGAGGACAGCACAAGUAACAGCUUUGGUGAAACCAGAACUUGGUAUUCACCUGAGUACAUCGUCUCUGGACAUUGGAAGAAAGCCCGGGAUGCAUUGGGAGGAAUCGUUGGAUGAGGAAUCUGUAGCCUGGAAGUGGUUGCAAAAAAAUUUCCCCAAGGUCACACUCUCCGCCCUCACUGAGACCGGUCAAACAGAAUCAACCAUUCUGGUGCCGAUGCAACGCUCAUACACUGGUAUCAAGCCUAUCAUACGAUCUGCUCUCGCCAACACCCCCUGCGCCGACCUCGGUGUGAAUGGGGUCUUGAAGGAGCUCAAUGCAACACUCCUCACAUCAUAUACUCUCCACAACCCCACCUUGUCAUCCAUUCUCGAAUCCUUCAUCAGACAAGAUUAUGACUUUGGCACUCUCUAUGCUAAUUUGCGUCCAUAUUGGUAUGACCUGAAUCACUUUACUAGUGUCAAACGCAUCCACCGAUCAUGGAACAAGGAUCGGGAAAUGCGACAGAAUAUAGUCACCAAUGACAGGAUCUCUAACGGAAACAUUGUACCCCGGCGUGUCUGGGAUCUGUUUGCUAAUCGUGUGGUACCAUUCUGGGUUGCCAGGAAAUGCUGGUGGGUGAUAUCACAUGCUUGGAUGUCUGACAAGGACCGCAUCGAUGUGUGGACGCCUAUCAAUGGCUAUGAAUGGCCUGUGCCAAUUCCCAAAGAUGCGGACCUCAAUCUCAUCUGGAUAGAGAUGUUAAACAUGGGAGCAGAAUAUGUGUGGUUGGAUGUUUUGUGUUUGAGGCAAGCAGGUGGGCAGAGGGAGGAUCUACGCAGAGAAGAGUGGAAGGUUGACGUUCCCACCAUUGGAGCUAUCUAUCGCAAUGGCAACAGGAAGGUGGUGUAUUACCUCAGCGGUCUGGGUCGGCCAUUUUGCUUGAAGCCAGGGGACUUGGAAAGCGAUCAGUGUUGGUUCAGGCGUGCAUGGACGCUUCAGGAAGUCAGCCAUAAUUUUAUCAUCGGUGGGGACAUGAGCAAUGGGAGCAUUUUCUACAUCCUGUCGCAGAUGCGGAAUCAUGUAUCAACAAAGCCUCUGGAUAAGGUAGCAGGCCUGGCAUAUCUCCUCCGUCGAAAGUCUAUCCCAAUAUACAAUGAGUCACAAUCAGAAGAGGAUGCCUGGGUAGCACUUACAGAGGUGAUGUGUGAGCGGUACCGCAUGGAGUUGCUCUUUUUAUACCCUGAGCCUGGGAAUGGACGCAGAUGUUGGCAACCAUCAUGGAACCAGGUAAUGGCAAUGGUAAUUGUACCAGAGACUAGGAUUCGUCUCUGGAAAGCGGAACUUCGGACUGACGAGACAGGUGUUGACUCAUAUGAGGGUGCCUGUAUCAAGUCAGGUCAUCUGCAAGGAUUAGGUGAUGCAUCAUACAAUGGGAUACCUCGACAGGGCGAGUUGGUGGUUAAAGAUCGAAUCGGGGUACCCCGUAUACUCAAGAUCGUCACUGAUCACACAUACCUGAUCCCUGAUGGCUUGUAUACUUUUAUCAGUGAUAGUUAUCAUUCCCGUGAUUACUAUGAACCAUCAUUACAUUGGGUGGUUGGGCAGCAACGACAGGAUGGGAAGUUUGAAAAAGUGUUGGUAAUCAAACUUCCAGAUCUUGACAAAGAUUGGAAGCUUUGUCCCCUUGGUGAUGCACAAGUCCAUGCCAAAAUGGUUCUUUGCUGA